AUGCACGUAACUCGGACCUUGAAUCACGCACCGUUACCGGCAGCAAGUAGGGGAGUUCGCGCGGAGCGACAGAGGCCAAGGGGUCCGCAAAUAUUAGAAGCGUCCGACUCAGAAGGGGAGUUUGAAGUUUUCGAGCAGUUGGAAGCUUCAGAAUCGGAAGAAGAAAUUCACCAUGGGCGUCGGAGGCGUCCGAGAGAUCAUGAUCGCUAUCAGGGUGAGUGCCGGAUUAAAUUAGACAUUCCUUAUUUUGACGGCAAAUUGCAUAUUGAAGAUUAUUUAGACUGGGAGCGAGCUGUCGAAAAUUUUUUUGAGUAUAUGGAAAUUAAUCCCGAAAGGCAGGUGAAGUAUGUGGCUUGUAGGCUUAAAGGAGGCGCGAGCGCAUGGUGGCAACAGGUGCUUCAAACUAGGCGGAAGGAAGGAAGGGGAAUCGUGCGCAGUUGGCACCGAAUGAAGCAAUUGCUGCGCGGACAUUAUUUGCCUACAGAUUAUGAGCAAAUGUUAUAUAUGCAGUAUCAACAUUGCUCGCAAGGACAUCAUUCGGUGAACGAGUACACGGAGGAAUUUUAUCGUUUAAGUGCGCGAAAUAACUUAAACGAGACUACCAACCAGGUUGUUGCGCGAUACAUUGGAGGAUUGAAGGAAGCAAUACAAGACAAGCUUGAAUUAAAUUCAGUAUGGACAUUAUCCCAAGCCAUCAACUAUGCUUUGAAAGUGGAGUUACAGCUACAAAGGCACAGCAGGUCUGGUUCAUACAGGAGAAUUUCCGAACAUUCUGCGGAUGGUACAAGGCAAGUGCAACAGAAUGCCUCACAAGCAAUUAAGCCAGCUGUUGGAAUGUCUGGUAUUGGCGGACCAAACAGUAUAACCAGCAAGGUUAAUGAUCCAAAAGGUUUACAGAAAAAUCGGGCACCAAUUCGAGAAAAUCCAUAUGCUAAGGCUACAAACAUUAAAUGUUUUCGUUGUUUCCAAAUGGGGCAUAAGUCCAAUGAGUGUCCGUCGAGACCUCAACUGCAGUUAGUGGAUGCCGAAGCAGAUGAGGAAGAAGAUGAUAAUGAAAUUGAGGAAGAGAAUGACUUUGAGGAGGUAACCGGGGAUGUAGGCGAGCCUCUCAUUUGUGUUAUGGAGAAGCUAUUACUAGCACCAAAACAACCGUGCACGUCGCAGCGCAACGCAUUAUUCCGGACUAAGUGCACCAUAGGUGGCAAGGUUUGUGACCUGCUGGUGGACAGUGGUUGUACGGAGAAUGUAAUUUCUCGAGCGGUGGUGCACGCCUUAAAGCUCAAAACAACAAAGAAUCCUAACCCUUACAAGAUUAGUUGGGUUAAGAAGGGAGUCGAAAUGUCCGUGACAGAUUUAUGCAAAGUCUCCUUUUCAAUCGGCAAGCACUAUGCUAGUGAAGUGUUAUGUGAUGUACUGGACAUGGAUGUAUGCCAUAUUAGUCUGGGAAGGCCAUGGCAAUACGACGUUGGAGCCUUUUAUGACUGCCGAGCUAAUACCUAUUCAUUUGACUGGAAGGGUCAUCGAUUGCGGUUGAUACCCAAUCAAUCUGGGCAAGAAAGUAAUGCUUCAAAAAGUAAGACUGCUUUGCACUCAUCAUCUACUACUGCAAUGUUAAAUGCAUGGAAGGAGUCAUCCAGCAUUUCUGCCUUGAUAGUCAAGGAAGUGGCGGAAGGUCCAGCUGAAACAAAUGUUUAA
Messenger RNA from Dendrobium catenatum, 1695 nucleotides. RefSeq lists its product as uncharacterized. The transcript has a single exon. Bases 1 to 1695 code for a protein of 564 amino acids. Lineage: Eukaryota; Viridiplantae; Streptophyta; Magnoliopsida; Asparagales; Orchidaceae. The record is from RefSeq and is a predicted model, not a curated record. Gene Ontology annotation, molecular function: nucleic acid binding; zinc ion binding.